GCGACACACAUAGCAAAGAGAAACAGAGAGAAGAAGAUAAAGCAAAAGCAUGGCAACGAUUAAUUCAACGGUCAUGAUUCUCUCUACCAAAUCAAUCCCAAAGAUCACGGGUUCACAACUCGGAGUUAAUGUUUCCGAUCAGACCGCCGGUUUCUCUCCCAACGUAGUGAAAUGCUUCAGUUCCUCCUCUUGCCGGAGAUUGAAGUUAGCGAAGUUGGUAUCUGCGGCUGGACUGUCGCAGAUCGAACCCGAUAUUAACGAAGACCCCAUUGGUCAGUUCGAGCUCAACAGCAUUGAAAUGGAGGAUUUCAAGUAUGGGUAUUACGAUGGAGCCCAUACUUAUUACGAAGGGGAAGUUGAAAAGGGAACGUUUUGGGGAGCCAUUGCAGAUGAUAUUGCUGCUGUAGAUCCUCCAUCAGGGUUUCAAGGUUUAAUCUCUUGGUUGUUUCUUCCUGCCAUUGCUGCUGGGAUGUACUUUGAGGCUCCGGGCGAGUACUUGUUCAUAGGUGCGGGUUUGUUUACAAUAGUGUUCUGUAUAAUAGAGAUGGAUAAACCAGACAAGCCACACAACUUUGAGCCUCAAAUUUACAAAAUGGAGAGAGGAGCUCGUGACAAGCUCAUUAAUGACUACAACACUAUGAGUAUUUGGGACUUUAAUGACAAGUAUGGUGAUAUCUGGGACUUCACCGUUGAGAAGGAUGAUAUAGCCACAAGAUAAGAUGUUGACUGUCAUAAAAACGUUGACGAAAUUUGAUGAAAAAUGUUUAUAAAUGAUGAAUGAAACGUGUUACUGUGUAGAGUUAUUAAUGUUCUUCUUGGUUAUCUUUCUAUGCUUUAUUACUCCCUCAAACCUUUCUAUAUUGUCAUCUGGUAGUGUUAGGUUUCUGUAAUUUCUUUGUUUAUACAGUUUACUGCAGCCUACAGAAUGCCCUUAAAGCUCUGUAUGGUAACGUGCAAACAAAUGCGGUACGGUUCUACUAGUAACGAAAAUAU
Molecule: messenger RNA, 993 nt
Organism: Eruca vesicaria subsp. sativa (arugula)
Lineage: Eukaryota; Viridiplantae; Streptophyta; Magnoliopsida; Brassicales; Brassicaceae
Source: the annotation of a GenBank genome assembly